AUGAAUCGUUUUAUAACAGUGGCUACAUGUUCUUUAAAUCAAUGGGCAUUAGAUUUCGAAGGAAAUUGUAAUAGAAUUAUAAAAAGUAUUAUUGAAGCAAAAAAACAGGGUGCUGUUCUUCGUAUUGGACCUGAACUUGAAAUAACUGGUUAUGGAUGUUAUGAUCAUUUUUUGGAAAAUGAUACCUAUACACAUUCAUGGGAAAUGUUAUGCCAAAUACUUGAUUCAGAUGACAUAAAUGAUAUAAUUGUUGAUUUGGGAAUGCCUAUUAUAUAUCAAGGCAUGAGAUAUAAUUGUCGAGUUAUUAUUUAUAAUAAAAAAAUUCUUUUAAUUCGCCCAAAAUUAUGUCUUGCUAAUAAUGGAAACUAUAGAGAGAUGAGAUAUUUUUCAAAUUGGAGCAGAAAGAUGUUUACAGAUAAUUUUUGUCUUCCUGAGAUUGUUUCUUCUAUUACUGGUCAAAAAACAGUCCCUAUAGGAGACUCAAUUAUAGUUACACAAGAUACGUCUAUAGGUUGUGAAAUGUGCGAAGAAUUAUUUACAUCUUCAAGUCCUCACAUUGAUCUUGCAUUAAAUGGUGUUGAAAUAAUCUGCAAUUCAAGUGGAAGCCAUCAUGAGCUUGGGAAGAUCAAUACUAGAAUAAAUCUUAUUCAAGAAGCUAUGUCGAAAUCAGGUGGCAUUUAUUUAUAUGCAAAUCAACAAGGAUGUGAUGGUGAUAGAUUAUAUUAUGAUGGUUCUGCUAUGAUUAUUGUAAAUGGUUCUAUUGUGGCACAAGGACCGCAAUUUUCGCUUAAUGAUGUGGAUGUUAUCUCUGCAACUAUUGAUUUGGAGGACGUUAGAAAUUAUAGAAAUGGUAUUUGUCAAGGGAUCCAGUCUUUGAAUAUUUCUUCAUAUAAUAAAAUUUAUUGUUCUAAAACUUUAUCAAAAAGUAUAUUUGAGUUAAACGCAAAAAAUAUAAUACCAGUUUCUCCUAUAGUUCCUAAAUAUUAUUCUAUAGAAGAAGAAAUUGCUUUUUCUCACGCAUGCUGGCUUUGGGAUUAUCUUAGAAAGUCAAACAAUAAUGGAUUCUUUUUGGCGUUAAGUGGUGGAUCCGAUAGUUGUGCUACAGCUCUUACUGUAUAUAUUAUGUGCAAAAAAGUUAUUGAUGCUUUAAAAGAUAAAAAUAGUCAAGUUUUGGAUGACCUUUGUAAAAUAUUAGGAGGACCUAAACAUUUUAAGCGUUUUCCAGAAACUCCAGAAGAGCUUGCAAGAGAAAUCUUUUAUACUUCAUAUAUGAGUACUGAAAAUUCUAGUUUUGAGACAAAAAGAAGGUCAAAAGAACUCUCAAAUGCAAUUGGGAGUUAUCAUAUUGACCUAAAUAUGGAUAAUCUUGUUAAAGCAGCAUUACAAAUAUUUUCUUAUGUUACAGGAAAACAAGUUAAAUUUAAGCUACAUGGAGGAACCGAUUGUGAAAAUAUAGCCUUACAAAACCUUCAGGCCCGUUUUCGUAUGGUUCUUAGUUAUUUUUUUUCACAAUUACUUCCAUGGGCAAGAGGAAAGUCAGGCUCACUUCUUGUUCUUGGAUCUACAAAUUUAGAUGAAUGUUUAAGAGGAUAUUUUACGAAAUAUGAUUGUUCUAGUGCGGAUAUUAAUCCUAUUGGUACUAUUUCUAAAACUGAUCUUAAUCGAUUUAUUAAAUUUGUUCAUGAUAAUUUCAAAUUGCCUUUACUUCAAGAAUUUUUACUUGCUAAGCCUAGUGCAGAGCUUGAACCUUUUUCUGAAGAAUAUACCCAGUUAGAUGAAGUCGAUAUGGGUUUUACUUAUGAUGAGUUAAAUAUUUUUGGUAAACUUCGAAAAAUUAAUAAAUGUGGACCAUAUAGUAUGUUCCUAAAACUCUUCUACAAGUGGAAGAACAAUUUACCGCCUAAAAUUAUUGCUGAAAAAGUUAAACGUUUAUGGUUUUAUUAUUCUGUUAAUAGACAUAAAAUGACGAUAUUAACACCAGCAUGUCAUACUGGGUCUUGUAGUUUAGAUGAUAAUAGAUAUGAUCUUAGACCUUUUCUUUAUAAUAUAAGAUGGUCAUGGCAAUUUAAACGUAUAGAUGAUGAACUGAAAAUAUUGGAAAUAAAGACUAAUAUAUAA
This is a messenger RNA of Pneumocystis jirovecii RU7, 2118 nucleotides long. RefSeq names its product NAD+ synthetase. The record is from RefSeq and is a predicted model, not a curated record. The transcript is spliced from 17 exons. Gene Ontology annotation, cellular component: cytoplasm. The coding region runs from base 1 to 2118 and encodes 705 amino acids. Gene Ontology annotation, molecular function: glutaminase activity; NAD+ synthase (glutamine-hydrolyzing) activity; ATP binding. Lineage: Eukaryota; Fungi; Ascomycota; Pneumocystomycetes; Pneumocystales; Pneumocystaceae. Gene Ontology annotation, biological process: NAD+ biosynthetic process.